GCGGGCUGUCCCAGGAUGCUCGGCGCGGUGGAGGGUGACAGCGCCAUUUGUGGGGCUCCGAGAUUUGAUAUUAAACCAAGGUCUCAUCAGCUGACUGAAUUGGCAUCAUCUGAAGAGGAAGAAGUUCUAAUGUACUGUCCAUCAGGCAAGACAAGGUGUGCACAGAGUGUAUGCCGUGAUGGGGGUAAAGAACCGCCCGCAGUGUUACUUCGAUGUGGAAAUAAACAGGGCUCCAGUGGGCCGCAUCGUGUUUGAAUUAUUUUCAGAUGUCUGCCCCAAGACCUGUAAGAAUUUCCACUUUCUCUGCACAGGUGAAAAAGGAUUAGGAAAAAAAACUCGAAAGCAGCUUUGUUAUAAGGGCUCCACUUUCCAUCGUAUUGUGAAAGAGUUUAUGAUCCAAGGUGGUGACUUCAGUGAAGGUAAUGGACGAGGAGGAGAAUCUAUUUAUGGCGGAUACUUCGAAGAUGAGAAUUUUGUGCUCAAACAUGACAGGGAGUUCCUGUUGUCAAUGGCAAACAGAGGAAGAGAUACCAAUGGCUCACAGUUCUUCAUAACUACAAAGCCAGCACCACAUCUGGAUGGUGUGCAUGUCGUUUUCGGCCAAGUGAUAACUGGCUUUGAUGCCAUCAAAGAAAUAGAAAACCUGAAGACAGAUGCUGCCAGCCGCCCAUAUGCAGAUGUGCGGAUCAUUGACUGUGGAGAGUUUGUCCCAAAGUCUGCAAGUCAUGUGACCGAGCGCAAGAAAAAGGUCGCCGCCUCCUACUCCUCACACGAAUCCACGACCAGCUCAGAUUCUUCGACGUCUUCCAAAUCCUCGGACUCGGACACAGAAACGGAGGAAGAGAGAGAAAGGAAACGGAAACGGAAGAGGAAGAUGAAAACCAAGCACUCAAAAAGACGAAAAGAAUCCAAAAGCAAAAAGAGGAAACUAUCAUCCAGCCAGAAGAGCAGCCAUAAUGGUGUGGGUGAAGAAGAUGAGAAAGACAGAGAUUUGAAUCCAAAGCGACAGAAGCUAUCUGUGAGGCCCGAGGAGAUCCCCCCGGUACCAGAGAACAGAUUUUUGCUCAGGCGGGAUGUGCCGAAACCAGAUACUGAACCAAAGCUUCAGGAACCACCCUCAACAAUUAGUGAACAGAAGCCAGUGGUGUCGAAAUCAGGCCGUAAGAUUAAAGGCAGAGGAACGAUGCGUUAUCGUACUCCUUCAAAAUCUAGAUCGCAUUCAGAAUCUGAACUGGAUGAAGAAACCAGUGAAACGCCACCUCACUGGAAGGAAGAAAUGCAGCGUGUUAGAACGUACAGAGCCACCAGCUUAGAGAAGUGGACUAAAGGAGACAAAUUGAAGUCAGAAUCACGGCGGUGGAGUGACAGAUCUGCUUCCCCGUGGUCUCGGUCAUGGUCACAUGAUGGAUAUUAUUCAGAUGACCGCAGGAGGAGAAAGUCCAGCCGCUAUAAGAGACCUAAAAAGGAACGGCGGAAAAUCAAAGCUAAGAAGAAGUCCAAGAAGCAAAAGCAUUCCAGAAAGCAGAGAGGCCACAAGUAUAAAACAAAGGAGAUCUCUGUACCUUCGGAAUCUGUUCGCUCAUCAAGCUUCAAGACGAAGUCUUCACUUGAGCAGGAAAAGAAAUCUCCAUUAACAGCUUCAUCAAGGCACUCUUCAGAAAGAGUAUGGUCUGGAUCUUCUAGUCACCUAUCUUCUUCAGCUAGUACAGUAUCUCGGUCCUAUUCUAGAUCAAAAUCAGGGUCUAGGUCCCGGUCUAGAUCAAGAUCUAAUUCUAGGACUGGGACUAGGUCCAGAACCAGAUCGAGAUCCAGAAUGCGGUCAAGGUCUAGAACCAGUUCCAGGUCCAGGUCCCGGUCGAGAACCCGAUCCAGUUCAAGCUCUGCAUCGUCCAGAAGUAGAUCCACAUCCAAGUCAAGUUCCAAAUCCAAGCACAAACACAGGAGUACCAGAAAGCAUUUUGAAAACCUAAACCAGAAGAAACUUGAUACGCCAAGGGUAGGUUCAAAGGAAAAUGAAAAAAUUAUAACACAUGCUGCUACUGUUGAAGCUGUUCCUGCUGUUCCAUUAAGUGAGAGUCCCCCACCUUCAAGGUGGCGACCAGGGCAAAAGCCUUGGAAACCUUCUUAUGUUCGGAUCCAGGAAGCCCAGGCAAAACUCAGUGAAACCACACCUACAUUGAGCAGUAGAGAUUCCAAGUGUUCCAGGGAAGAUGAGCUCUCUCCAUCUCUACGGAAACAGCAUCGGCGUUCAGAAACUAGAAGGCAUUACAACUCUGACCACGAGAGCGAUCGAAGUUCAACUUCAGGCUAUCAGAAGAGCUCGAGGAGUAGAGGGUUUAGCUCCAGAUCACGAACCCGUUCCUCCUCUGGGUCAAGGAGUCGGUCCAGUUCUAGGUCACGGUCCGUAACCAAAUCCCCGUACCGGGAAUCCUCAUAUUCCAAAUCAUCUAGUCGUUCAUACGAGUCUGAAGAAGGUUGUGUGGCUAGCAGUGAAGAGAAGUAUGGAAAAGAUAAAAAGAAAAAUUUGGUUUCUAAUAAGCAAGAUAAAGAGCAGCAGGCAAGCUCUACAACCAGCCACAUAAGCAGAGAGCGCAGCACUGGGAAGAACUAUGAAAGUGUUGAGUGCAGUGUGUCAUCCUCACAAUCUUCCAGUGAGAUUGAUUCAGAUGAAUACGAGAGAGGAAAGGGAAAAUCAGAAUCUAAAAGACUGGCUGCGUCUAACUCCAAGACCGAAUUUCCCAAAAAAAAUCGAAGCAGCAAGAAAUCAGAGGGAAAAGAUGAGCAUCCCAGCAAAGGUUCUGCCAAGGACCAUUUAAACAUGAAGGCGAGCACAGCAAAUGAUCAGGUACAGAAGCCAAGGAAGAAAUCUGAGAGGAACAAAUCCUCAGAGAGGAAAUCUGCCUCUGGCUCUCACAGCAAAGGUGAGAAAAGUACAAAGAAAGUACACAAGAGAGCAAGAUUGAAAUCUGAAACAGAGUCAGAAACCGAACAGAGUAGGGGGAGCAAAGUGCAAUCUCGGUCGACCUCGGAAGAGGGCGAGGUGGUUGAGAAAUCUGACGUCGGGGAGACAGAAGGGAAGACGACCACAGGGGGAAUGAACUCGAGGUCUAAGGUUUGCAGUGCCAAGUCAUCCGCAUCGUCAGGCUCCGAGGUAGGUGGCAAGCCGCCAGCGGGCAGAAAGGCCUCUGCCUCCAGCAGCUCUUCGGGAUCGGCCAGCGAGAGCGAGAAGAGGCGGAAGAAGAAAGUCAAACACAAACUUAAAAGUAAGAAAAGGUCCAAGUCCAAAAGCGCCAAGUUCAAGAAGAAAAGUGAGAAGAAGAAGAUCAAAAAGGUACAGAAGGCAAAAGAAAAAUUCCACUGGCAGCCCCCUCUGGAGUUCGGGGAAGAGGAAGAGGAGGAGGCAAAAAUGGAUGGGCCUGGCGCAUUUGAUGGAAAACCUAAAGUCAACCCACCCAAACACCAAACACCACCCAAAGUGGGAAGCCAUGACACUGAAACCAGUGUCAUAAAUUGCACUGCCUCAGCGAAAGUCAUCCACCCUGUCAGAGAGAAUGCGGAACCCCAUGAAUCCUCCCCUGUUACCUCAAGUCACCAGAAAGAAGUGGAACCGCAGCCAAGGCAGAAGGGUGAUUUAUUGAAGACCGAAGCUGCAGCAGAAAAAGCCAAGGCCCCACAUCAGAGUGUCAAGGGUUCCACACCAGAGAAGUGCAUUUCCAUCUCCCUAGCGCCAAAAGGCAGUGAGGAAGCAUCGCUUUCUGGGGCUGGUAAUUGCAAAGGAGCAAAGGGCUCUGGAGUCAAACCAGAAAGCAGUGUGCUGGUAGAGAAAGGUGAGCCGAAUAAGACUGGAAAGAAUGGUGCUGAGUCUGCCCAGCCACCUGACAUCAACGGGAAUACAACAGAAAGUAGCACAAAGACUGAGAGUGAAUUAACUGAUAGUAAUAAAUGGAAACCGUUAAAAGUAUUACCAAGUGUACCAGCUGCCUGCUCCGUAGUUAACACAGAGGUUAAAGUAGAAACUACGGAACCUGAUAAUAAACCCCAAGGACUGAAAAUAGAAAUCAAAAGUAAAAAUAAAGUCAAACCGGGUUCCCUCUUUGAUGAAGUUCGGCGGACAGCGCGCUUGAACCAAAGGCAAAGAAAUCAAGAAAGCUCAAGUGAGGAGGACUCGCUGUCAAGGGACAGCAACAGCAGAUCUCGUAGUCGAAGUACUUCACGUGGUCACUACAGAUCCAGCUCAAGGGACAGGACGCAUUCCCGCACACGGUCUCGCUCAAGCAGUAGGUCAAGGAGUCGCUCAAGAAGUUACAGUUCUUCUUACAGGUCACGAAGUUAUAGCAGGAGUAGAAGCAGACGAAGGCACAGCAGAGAUCACUCGAGCCAUAGCAGUUCUUACAGAAGCUACAGAAGCCAUAGAACAUACAGUCACAGCCGCUCCAGAAGCCUUUCUUCCAGCCGUCACCGGAGAUCUCGGUCAGAUUCAUAUGAUAGUUACGAUAGUAGGAGCAGGAGUCGGAGUCGAAGCCGCAGUUACCACAAAUCUCGAAGGUCCAGAAGCCGGGACAGAAGCUACAGGUCGUACCGCUCGUACAGCAGAAGCGACCGGAGUUACUCCCACCACCGGAGCCACAGCGAAAGCAGCAGGUACAGCUGACGGACAGACCUCCAGCCCUCAUCCUCGUGGAACACUUCCCUCCUCCUCCUCUCCUUGCACCGAUCCGGAAUUAUUUAUUGGCGACCGACUCAUUCGAGCCUUUUCUUUAAACUUCGGGAGAAACUGCAGUGAAUUGGAAAUUCAUGGUUAAUGCUGCAGUGAGCGGGUGGGAGGAAGAGGGGAGGCUCUUUGAUCUUUGUUUUUUUUUUGCAAAUUGUAUUGAAUUAAACUCUUUACAGCUCUUGCUGAGAGGAACUGUAAUUUGUACCUGCAGUUUUGUAUGUAAGCAAUAGUAUUUACACUUAUGUACUGUACUUACCUGCAUUAUUCUGUCACAGUUUAAAGGGAAAAAUAGUAAAUUUUCAUAAUUCUACCUGGUCUCCAUCCAUUUUUAAAAAGGUAGAUUACCAAAAAAAAAUUAAAAGGUAUAUUUUGAAAUGGUUUGAACAUAUUUGUAUGGAAUUAUUAUUGUAGGCUGAUGAAUUA
Messenger RNA from Mobula hypostoma (lesser devil ray), 5137 nucleotides. RefSeq names its product natural killer cell triggering receptor (gene nktr). Gene Ontology annotation, molecular function: peptidyl-prolyl cis-trans isomerase activity. The coding region runs from base 179 to 4651 and encodes 1490 amino acids. NCBI's taxonomy places the organism in Eukaryota, Metazoa, Chordata, Chondrichthyes, Myliobatiformes, Myliobatidae. The record is from RefSeq and is a predicted model, not a curated record. Gene Ontology annotation, cellular component: intracellular membrane-bounded organelle. The transcript has 18 exons. Gene Ontology annotation, biological process: protein folding; protein peptidyl-prolyl isomerization.